CUAUUUACAAAGAUGUCCAGUAGUGCCAAUUCAAAAAAUCCUUCAUUGAUUCCUGCCCAUUAUCGUGCUGUUCAUUCUAAUGAAACCCCCUACUUUAAAAACACCGCUGUUCAAACCAAUCGUAUUGUUGGUGGUCUGUUACUUGCUGGUGCUGCUAUCGUAUGUGCCUGGUCUGUUCUUUUUCUUUUUCCUGCUUCAAUUUCUAAUGAUUCACCAAAUGCCGACUCUCCUAUCUAUGGAAUCACCUUGGAUGCAUUCAACCAAGGCAUCCAAAAAUGCAAUGAUAUUCGCUCCGACAUUCUAGCAUCUUUACCCACGAGCUCCGCUCGUCCUCAUCCUCAUCCUCAUCCUCGCUCUCGUAAUCCUCGCAUUGAUUUGGCUGGAAAAGAUGCUCCUGUUCACGUUCUCAUCUCUAACGCUACUCUCUGGAAUGGUGAUGGCAGUGUACAAGCCAAUACCGACAUCCUCUUGAAAGAUGGUCUUGUUGCUCAAGUCGGUACUGUUGGGUCGCUUUCCAUUCUGAAUUUGAACAAUGUCAAUACUAUUCAUGCAAACGGUCGCUUUGUUACACCCGGUCUAGUGGAUAUGCAUAGUCAUAUGGGUCUUGAUAGCUGGCCCGAGUUGAAAGCUCACUCUGAUACCAAUGAAGACAGUACCACUCGUAUUACUCCACAACUACGCUCCUUGGAUGGGUUCAACCCGUGGGACACGGCCAUCAAGAUCAUCAACUCUGGUGGUGUCACUACAUCGCUGGUCCUUCCUGGAUCGCGUAAUCUAAUGGGUGGUGAAGCCUUUGCGUUCAAGCAUCACAUGUCUGCUAAAAAUAGCUCUGCUGACAUGCUUCUUAAUGCUGGCAUGUCCAAGGCCGAUGGGAAAAAAUGGCGUUGGAUGAAGAUGGCAUGUGGUGAAAACCCUAAAAAUCUAGAUAGUAGCGCUGCGGAUGGUCCCAUCUAUCCUACUACUAGAAUGGGCUCUGCUUACUUGUUUCGUCAGGCUUUUGCUGAUGCUACCCAGCUGGUACAUGAUCAAGAUGACUGGUGCUCGCGUGCACAAGUAGCCCAAGACCAACUGGGUCCCUUCAAAGCACAUAGAUCCAUAAAUAGCCGAUUUCCUUCAAGCCUACAUUUGGAGAGUUUGAGUGCUUUACUGCGUGGAAAUGUUAUUUUGAAUGUUCAUUGCUACGAGACAUAUGACUUGGAAAUGAUGGUUCGCUUGUCGCAUGAAUUCAAUUUCAAAAUAUCUGCAUUUCAUCAUGCCUUGGAGGCUUGGCAAGUGGCCGAUCUAUUGGCAAAAGAAAAUAUUGCUGCCGCUAUUUUUGCCGAUCAUUGGGGGUAUAAACAAGAAGCAUACUCUACUUCGGUCCAUGCUGCUCAAAUUCUUUCUAAAAAAGGUGUCAAGGUGGCAUUCAAGAGCGAUCAUCCUGUUUUGAAUGCUCAGCAUCUUAUCUUUGAAGCUGCAAAAGCACAUCACUAUGGUCUAUCCGACACACUCGCACUUCAAGCCGUUACAUCUAUCCCAGCUAAACUCAUAGGCCAAGAGCAUCGUAUUGGACACAUUUAUCCUGGAUAUGAUGCCGAUGUUGUGCUUUGGGAUAGAAACCCUCUUGAUAUUGGAGCUCAUCCACUAAAGGUUUUUGUAGAUGGCUAUGAAACUUUUAAACAUGCCAAUUAUAUUGAAACCAUGGACACACCAGUUGAGCGGACUGACGCGCUUCCCAUUCAAGGUAGCAAGUCUCCAAAGCCAUGGACAUGCAAUGUUCCUAUCGGCGUCAACACUACAUACACACUUCAAAACUACUCGCAUGCUCUCUUGUCACCGAGCUCACCUCCAUCUCAAGAAAAUGAUAGCAUAGUGAUUGAAAACGGUAGCAUCACCUGCAUUGGCCACUGCGUUGCCAAAGGUAGCUUGGUUAACCUCAAUAAGUUUUGGAUUUCCCCUGGUCUCAUUGCUGCAGGUGUGCAUCUAGGACUUGAGGAAAUAUCUGCUGAACCACUGACUUCGUCUGGAUCUUUGGAAAAAUCUGAUACCAUUUCUAUUCAAUCUCCAAAAAGAGCACUACAAAUUGGUCGUAAAUGGUCCAAAGAACUGGAUGCUGCAUUUAUGGCUGGUGUAACAACGUCUAUUUCCGAGUUUAGAUACGAUGGCAUAGCUGGUUCUGACAGUGUCGUUUUUCGCACAGGUGGAACUGAUCCAGUUGACGAUAUUUUAAAAACUGAUUAUGAUGUGUACAACUUUGCCAUUGGGCGUCAAACUAUCAGUUCAAAGGGGCUUCAGUCUAGCAUUGCCGGACAUUUACUGGCAGUUGAAAAUUUUAAGCAUUCCAAUCACUCUAGCAAGAGUGUUGCCAUCAAGGUUCGUGAUGCACAUACUAUUCGUAGACUAGUUUCUAUGAUUGAUGAUAAAGAUAUUCUUGUUGGAGCAGUAGAGGCUUGGGUUCAUGCUGAUAAACUCUCAGGAAAAAAUGUCAUAUUUGCUCCAGCUCGAUGUACACCAAGUUCAUGGUUUACUCGACAAUGUCUCGAACCUUCGCGUACCCCUUCAGCCUACUCCAUUCUAAAAGCAAACAAUGUCAAUGUUGGUCUUUCUGUUUCAGAAGACAACUUUGUUCGAGGAUUAAUAUGGGAAGCUGGAUGGGCUGUAUCAGAUCGUAACGCCAAUCUGACUGAUUUUGAAUUUGCUCAAGAAAGUGUUGGGUUAGUGUCGUGGAAUAUUGCUCGCAUGUAUGGGUUUUUGGAUCGUGUGGUUCUUCGUGUAGGCGGAAAAGCACAUUUUGUGAUAUUUGAUGAUGUGCCAGGAACGUUUAAAGCUCAUGUGCGUGCGGUUGUGGAUCAAGAGUUGAUCGAGUGCAACCCUAACCAGACGUGAGUGUCUUGCGCAAUGAGCUAAAGCGGUUAUAUGGAUCUGCAAUACGUUGGCUUUUGUUAAAGAUGUGUUACUCUGCCAUGUGUUGUCUGUUCUCACUUGGAUUUGCUGGUUGAUCGCUGGUGCUUUACUUUUGCUUAUAGUGGAAAUAUAUAUCGAGUAUAUUCUUGAGCCA
Batrachochytrium dendrobatidis JAM81 is the source of this 3037-nucleotide messenger RNA. RefSeq lists its product as uncharacterized. Gene Ontology annotation, molecular function: allantoinase activity. The record is from RefSeq and is a predicted model, not a curated record. The coding region runs from base 13 to 2865 and encodes 950 amino acids. The transcript is spliced from 9 exons. Gene Ontology annotation, biological process: purine nucleobase catabolic process. Gene Ontology annotation, cellular component: cytoplasm. Lineage: Eukaryota; Fungi; Chytridiomycota; Chytridiomycetes; Rhizophydiales.